CAGCUGUGACAGCUUUUGGCUUCACAGACAGGUGCGCACUGCACAUGCACGAGAAGCGCUGCGCUUUGUGAAUGGCCCCGCAGUCUUCUGGGACCUGUCACAUGUCCACAGCCUCUGGUCAUCUGUACUAUGUCUGCAGUCUCUGGUCUUCUGUACUAUGUCCGCAGUCUCUGGUCAUCUCCUGUACUAUGUCCGCAGUCUCUGGUCAUCUCCUGUACUAUGUCCGCAGUCUCUGGUCAUCUCCUGUACUAUUGUCUGCAGUC
This is a messenger RNA of Staurois parvus, 263 nucleotides long. The record is from the annotation of a GenBank genome assembly. NCBI's taxonomy places the organism in Eukaryota, Metazoa, Chordata, Amphibia, Anura, Ranidae.